GCAGCUCUGAGCUGUCCCGGUGGCUGGACAGCUCACAGGUAUUCCUGCCCCACCCUGCCCUGCCUCCCAGUGAGUCUUUGCUCUGAGUUCUCCUUUGAAGAACAAAACCCAGCAACCUUCAGGGUCCUACUGUGACAGAAAAGAUGGUCCUUAAAACCAAAGAAGACGAUGUUCCCAGUGACCUGACUGCAGAGGAGCGCCAGGAGCUGGAGAACAUUCGGCGGAGGAAGCAGGAGCUGCUGGCUGACAUCCAGAGGCUGAAGGAUGAGAUAGCAGAAGUAGCUAAUGAAAUUGAAAACCUGGGGUCCACAGAAGAGAGGAAAAACAUGCAGAGGAACAAACAGGUAGCCAUGGGCAGGAAAAAAUUCAACAUGGAUCCUAAAAAAGGGAUCCAAUUCUUAAUAGAGAAUGAUCUGCUGAAGAACACUUGUGAAGACAUCGCCCAGUUCUUGUAUAAAGGUGAAGGGCUCAACAAAACAGCCAUCGGUGACUACCUGGGGGAGAGAGAUGAGUUUAACAUCCAGGUUCUUCAUGCGUUUGUGGAGCUACAUGAGUUCACUGAUCUCAACCUCGUCCAGGCCUUACGGCAGUUCCUGUGGAGCUUCCGGCUGCCGGGAGAGGCCCAGAAGAUUGACCGGAUGAUGGAGGCGUUUGCCCAGCGCUACUGUCAGUGCAACCACGGGGUGUUCCAGUCCACAGACACGUGUUAUGUCCUCUCAUUUGCCAUCAUCAUGUUGAACACCAGCCUGCAUAACCCCAAUGUCAAAGACAAGCCCACCGUGGAGAGGUUCAUUGCCAUGAAUCGAGGCAUCAACGACGGGGGAGACCUGCCCGAGGAGCUGCUCCGGAAUCUGUAUGAGAGCAUAAAAAACGAACCCUUUAAAAUCCCAGAAGAUGAUGGGAAUGACCUUACUCACACUUUCUUCAACCCAGACCGAGAAGGCUGGCUAUUGAAGCUCGGUGGCAGGGUAAAGACUUGGAAAAGACGCUGGUUCAUUCUGACUGACAACUGCCUUUACUACUUUGAAUACACGACGGAUAAGGAGCCCCGUGGAAUUAUCCCAUUAGAGAACCUGAGUAUCCGGGAGGUGGAAGACUCCAAAAAACCAAACUGCUUUGAGCUUUACAUCCCCGACAAUAAAGACCAAGUGAUUAAGGCCUGUAAGACAGAGGCUGACGGGCGAGUGGUGGAGGGGAACCACACGGUGUACCGCAUCUCAGCCCCAACACCUGAGGAGAAGGAAGACUGGAUCAAGUGCAUCAACAGUGAGAGGCGGGGCUCCCUGAGGACUCCCGGGGACGGUGCCGCCCCCUUCUGGAUGGUGGUGUUAAGGCACAAGGCCGUUCUGAGGGUGAGACAGAUGGUGCAGCGCCGUGCUCAGCACGCCACCUGGACUCAGGUAGCCCCGGAUGAUGACGGCUGUCGGAAGUGUGGUGUCAUCAGAGGCCGUCCCACGUGCCGUGGAGCCCAUGAGGCACCGCAGCGUUUCUGGCGUCACCACCAAUAAGGAGGCUCAGGCGUCCUCUGUGCUGGACGCACCCUGAGGUCUGUGUGGAGGAGUAGCGGCGCCUUGGGGACCUGUGGCCACGGAGAGCUCCUUACCCAUGUCCCCGUACCCUUUUUUUUACCACGUUUUUUUAAAAAAUACUUGACUCUUUAAUCCUUAUGAAAUGUAUUUUUUGCAUGUGGUUUGAAGUAAAGGAUGUAACCUUAUUUUCACAAGUGAGUGGCCAAUUGUCCUGAUACCGUUUAUUAAUCCAUUUUGUCCAGUCUGAAGCGCCCUCUUUAGUGUGGACCAACUUCCUGUGUGUGCACGGUGACCGUGUCUCUGUGUCUCUGGGUCCGUGUGCUGUCCUGCAUGAUCGUUAGGGCAUCAGAGCGUGUGUUGACAGGGGAUUGUGUAUAGCCUCCCCCAACUCAUUGUUCUUUCAAAAAGGCUCUGUCUGCAGGUGUACAUUCUGCCUUUCAUGUCAUUGUACUUCGGUAGCCAGAGAACCCGAGCCCUCCUUACGGUCAUGCUUGGAAUGGUUCAGUCCCUCCAUCGAGGUGAAUGCAGAGCCUCCUCGGGGGUGGAUCCCGGGGUCUGCCCGGAGCUGGCCUCAUCUCCUUGUGGGAGUUGCAGACACUGUUCCAGCUCCACGGCUCAGCGCCCUUAACCCUCCCCAGACCCCUGGGAAGGUGGGUGCAGCAGGAUGGUUGUUCCCAGGUGACAGAUGAGGACACAGGCACAGCGAGGUGAAUUCACUCGUCCCGAACCACAGACCCGAGCCUUCUGACUCAGGGAGCCGUCCUCCUCCACGUGCGGCGCUCAGCUCCAGCCACCCUUGGCUCUGACGCUCUCCCAGUGAAAAUAUUGGGGCAGAGGCGCCAGAGGAGGGACCUGAUCGGAUGGAAGUUCUUCACGAUGUUGCUGGAAAGGUUUUGCAGAAGGUCAAGUUGCAGGCACAUUUUCUCUCAUCAGUGCUCUUCCCAGGAGUUUCCAGCUACCUCGGUCCUGGUGCUCUGGGCACGUGGUCACACAGAAUCGCGUGUCUCUGCAGACAGACCUGCAGCGCAGCGACAGUGGCCACUGAGGGAGAGCUUCUGCUGCCCGGUGUCGUCUCCGCUCUGCCUUCCCAGGGCUGGGGCAGAGUGUCUCCAGGGAACAUGUGAGGACGGCCGUGAGAAGCACAUGUAUGUGCAAGGCCGGGGCAGAGCUUCCAGCCCCAAGCACUUCACUGUGUCCUGGCCCCCGUCACGUGGACUGGAGAUGUCCCGCGGCGUCCCUGGGGGCUUGGCCCACCCAGGAAGCGGAGGUGGACUCACCCUAAUGCUCUGAAGGUGGAAGCAGGAUUCCCUCCCGAGCACUCCGAGUGGUCAGAUGCCUGCAUGGCGGGGUCCCUCAGGAUGUGUUCCGGGCCCUGUCCAGCUCCUGCCUCCCCCGGAGCUGAGUUGCUGUUUCGCACGGACACAUCCUCUCUGUGAACGGGGCCCGGUCAGCCCGCAGGAGCCGUCAUGCACCUGGUUAAGUGCAGUCCACAGUCAUGUGGGCUUGUGACUGGCCCAGAAGCUAGUUGGCACCUGGAAUACUACUUCUCAGGAAAAGCAAAUGAAACUUCAAAACGUGGAUCACACCUUGCUUGAAAGUGGAGAAUGACAAAUACAGAGGGACAGCGGAUGGCUGAGGCCUGCCAUCACCACCUGUGCUGGUGUCGCUGGGGCCAGUGCAAGGGCUGCUUGGGCUCCCUCCCCACCAAGCUGUGGACACAGAGCAGGCUGCUGGCCUCUUGCCUGGGCCCCGACUGCCCAGUGAUGGGUCUUGGCUGUCGAGCUGGUGCUCUUGGGAACUCAGAAGUUGCUCGGUACAGAGGGUGGCCGCCAAUCAGAUGCACCACGUGGCAGGGGACACACGGGGUUGUGUGAUGGUUACUGUUCCAGACAAAUGCCACUGUCAUGACGGAACUAAAGCACUGCGCUUGUUUUGCUGCGUUAGAGCACAGCUGUGAGGGCGUAGAGGAUUCCUAAACUUAAAUUUAUUACUUGGUUGAAACAGGCAAUAAGCACCCCACAGUGACCUUGUCGCCUGUACCACGUGUCUCCCUCAAAACUUGUCUUUUACGCCACAUGUGGACACAGUGAAGGUUGAUGCCGUGACGUGGCCUUUAAAGGGAUGGUCGAGCAGGGAGGGGGUCUGGGGCACGGCUGCUGCUAGGAAGCCCCUGCCUGGGGUCGUGUCUCCUGGUCCUGUUCCUCAGUCUCCUCUGCUUUCUCCCCUUUUCUGUG
Lagenorhynchus albirostris (white-beaked dolphin) is the source of this 3763-nucleotide messenger RNA. RefSeq names its product cytohesin 1 (gene CYTH1). Gene Ontology annotation, biological process: regulation of ARF protein signal transduction. The transcript has 13 exons. Bases 144 to 1508 code for a protein of 454 amino acids. Lineage: Eukaryota; Metazoa; Chordata; Mammalia; Artiodactyla; Delphinidae. Gene Ontology annotation, molecular function: guanyl-nucleotide exchange factor activity. The record is from RefSeq and is a predicted model, not a curated record.